Messenger RNA from Cetraspora pellucida, 343 nucleotides. The record is from the annotation of a GenBank genome assembly. NCBI's taxonomy places the organism in Eukaryota, Fungi, Glomeromycota, Glomeromycetes, Diversisporales, Gigasporaceae.
GACUUUGACUUGUCAUCAGAACAAGAAAAAACUCCUAUUAUAGAAGCAGAAACAGCAAACACGCCAUAUUUACCAAAUAGUAAACCAAGUAAAAACAACAAUCAAGAUAAUGAAAACUGGGUCAGUAACAUAGAACAAGAAGAAAAACCAGUUGGUAAAGGCAAACAAAAAGCUACUUCUUCUACAAACGAAAACAACAAGGAUGUAACUUUUGAGGAAAACACAACUAGUAUCCCUAUUUCAAAACAUGGUUCACCUUUAAAGGAAGCAAAUCACAAGAACACAAAUAAUGAAACACCUGCUACAAACUAUGACCAGAAUAUAACAAUAGAACUAUUGAACU